GUCUGGGUUUCUGUUUCAGCUUCCAGCCCGCUGUCACAAUACUUGGCCACUACUUUGUGCGCCGUCGUCCUUUUGUCAAUGCUAUGUCCUCCACUGGUACUGCUCUGGGUCUGUCUACAUUGCCCUUUUUAGGUGACUAUCUGCAGAGUACGCUGGGCUGGAGAGGGAGCUUUCUGGUACUCGGUGCUGUGCUGCUCAACUGCUGUGUUUGCGGAGCCAUUAUGAGACCGGUCAGGCCUCGCAAGCCCAGAAAGACAGAGGUGAUAAGCAACGGUCCCAGAACCCCAGGCAAAAAGGGAUGCAUGCUGGGGAUCUUUCAGAGUUUAGCAUCGUCCCUCAGAAAACACAUGGCCUUUGACCUCUUCUGUAGCAACCUGCGAUUUCGGGUGUUUUCACUGGGCAUCACUUGGAUGAUGCUGGGGUUUGUGGUGCCGCUUAUUUACCUGGUCCCGUACGCAUCAGCUCACAAAAUGGAUCCAAGCCGAGCUGCCCUGCUGCUCUCCAUCCUGGGCUUUGUCAACAUCAUUGUGCGGCCUCCCGCUGGAGUGCUCUUCAGUCUGCCCUGGUUUAAAGGUCGGCAUAUCUAUGUUUUCUCAGCCGCACUCCUAAUAAAUGGACUCAGUAAUAGUAUUUGCUGCAUUUCUGCAAGUUUCCCAGUGCUGUUAAUGUAUGUGCUGGCGUACGGACUGUCUAUGAGCGUGGUAGGCUCACUGAUGUUCACCGUCCUGAUGGACACGGUGGAGAUGAGUCGAUUCCCAUCUGCGCUCGGCCUGUUGUCUAUCAUGGAAAGCGUUACGCUCCUGAUAGGACCUCCUCUCGCAGGUAACUUGAAAACUUUGU
Sinocyclocheilus rhinocerous is the source of this 840-nucleotide messenger RNA. RefSeq names its product monocarboxylate transporter 6-like. Gene Ontology annotation, molecular function: monocarboxylic acid transmembrane transporter activity. Gene Ontology annotation, biological process: monocarboxylic acid transport; transmembrane transport. The record is from RefSeq and is a predicted model, not a curated record. Gene Ontology annotation, cellular component: basolateral plasma membrane. The transcript has a single exon. Lineage: Eukaryota; Metazoa; Chordata; Actinopteri; Cypriniformes; Cyprinidae. The annotation marks the transcript as partial.